Molecule: messenger RNA, 477 nt
Organism: Cooperia oncophora
Lineage: Eukaryota; Metazoa; Nematoda; Chromadorea; Rhabditida; Trichostrongylidae
Source: the annotation of a GenBank genome assembly
AUGCAUAUCACCCUGAAUCGAUCAAUAUCCGAAUCGGAUCAAACCAUGGUGUUAACAGCCACCGAUCCUGAUCAGGGAAUGAAUGGCCGUGUCCGAUACAGUAUCCUCGACACGGAUGUCUUAGCUAUUGAUCCCGAUACUGGUCGACUGAGUCCGCUCAAGGAGGUUAGCCCUUAUCUGACGGUCAGACUUGAACGGAUCAAACUCACUUCCCGGUUUCAGCUUGACUGUUCCCUUGGCUCAGAAAUUCGCUUCAAAGUUCGAGCUACUGACGGUGGUGUGCCCAGUUUAUACUCAGUACCAGUCAGGCAAGGACUGUUUGCAGAUUUGCAAGUAACAGCUGAUCUCGUUGACGGUUACGGUAGGCCGCCACAGUUCGAAAAAUCGCUCUAUGAGGUACAGAUCGCCGAGGAUAGCGAGAUUGGCACUUGUUUGCUGAAGGGACCUUUCGCAGAUCAAAACAUUGGUGAAAAAUGA